GUGCGCCGUAAGCAUAUAGCAACAAAAUGGGGUAUGCGAAAAUAAAGAACAACUAUGACAACUCAAAGGCAGUAAUCAACAAAUUUCAAGCUACAUCCAAAAAACUGGUAGAACUAAAAGCUAGUAUAAAAUUCCUUUUAAAAUGCAUAAAAACCAAACUUAUUCCAAACUUUAUCAAAAAUUCGAUUAGAUGUAAUAAAUUGUUUGUAUUCGACUGUGACCCACAUCCUAACAUAGACAGUACUUUAGCCAGACAUACACAUUACUUUCACACAAAAAUAUUAAGCCUGCUUAUUAAACAUAAACACAACAUAUUAAGAAGACGAAAACAGCAGAUGGAAGAAAUAACAACAGAAUUAAGUAAACAGCUAAGCACAGAUGACUUGCAAGCAUUUUUAGAGAGUGAGAGAAAUGUCGCAAAUAAACCAACAACAAUACUGAAGGGGCGACAAGAACUGAAGCUUGAGGGACUGCGCAACAAACGUAAUAACAUAUUUGUCGACAACCAUAAACAAGAAGAUUGGUUUGUAAACAAAACCAAAGUGGAGUUCCCGCCAGACAUAAAAGCGUUGCUGUAGAAGAAACCAAAGUUCGCACUACCCGUCGAGAAUAAGAGAUUUCCUAUUUUUCAAUAUAUUGCUGAUGGGGAGGACAUGAUACAGACGCUAAAAGACAACGACAACAAGAGGAGGCGCGUACCAAAUUCUCGUUAUUAAUAAAAGACCACACAACAACAAAUAGGCAAAGUGCAAUGGAUUGUGCAAUAUUAGACACAGUGGAGCGAACACGAAAAUUUCUCAGAAAAACGACAAUAUUCAAAUUCUAACA
Messenger RNA from Rhagoletis pomonella (apple maggot), 828 nucleotides. RefSeq lists its product as uncharacterized. NCBI's taxonomy places the organism in Eukaryota, Metazoa, Arthropoda, Insecta, Diptera, Tephritidae. Bases 27 to 578 code for a protein of 183 amino acids. The transcript has a single exon. The record is from RefSeq and is a predicted model, not a curated record.